GCCACGGAAGUGCACACAGGAGCGCCGAGAGAGCGCAAAAGGAGCCACGGACGCGCCCACGGGAGCCCAGAAGGAGCCACGGACGCGCCCACGGGAGCCCAGAAGGAGCCACGGACGCGCCCACGGGAGCCCAGAAGGAGCCACGGAGCGCUGCGGGACGCACAUAUCACAAACAUCUCCCGGCUGAGAUCGGGGCUUCGCUGAAGAAGUCAGCACUUGUACGCGAGGUGCUGAAAAACAACCCGCUGGGGAAUCAUGCGCCGCGUUUUUACGCGCGGUGGCCACCUUUUGCGCCACACCAAGUGGAAGCAGGAGCGCAGUUAUUUUUGUUUCAAACUUUGAAUCGCUUUGAAAGCACCAAGCGAUGUGAUGUGACCAGUAUUCCUGCGUUGUGUCCUCGCGCUCAGGGUUGCGACUCAUGGGAUGUAGUAAAUGGAGAGCAGCGCUCAACUGUGGACACCUGAAGGCGCAGUCCAAACUGUCCGUCUUCUUUACCAUGCUAGUUCUCUUCACUUACCUCUUUUAUUGCCUCAACGGAUACUGUGAAUCUUUACUCAGGCCCGUGUACGACCAGCAAACCCGUUUUCACAGCAAAAUUCCCUCGCGUAAUGGACAAGAAGCGCGAGCGCAUCACCCGGGCGCCUCCAACGCGUCUUCGUUUGUCCGCGGACAGCUGUCGGAUUUGGGGACUGUCAGCACAGACGAGGUUCCAGAGGAGCCGAUCACAAGCAACAUGUCUAUAGCCAAUAAUUUCGGCAGUAAAAAGUUUCCUCAGGCCGUCAUCAUAGGCGUGAAGAAAGGUGGCACGCGGGCGCUGCUGGAGUUUCUGCGCAUCCAUCCGGACGUGAGAGCGGUGGGCUCAGAGCCGCACUUCUUCGACCGCUUCUAUGAUAAGGGACUGGAAUGGUACAGGAGCCUGAUGCCUCGUACGUUGGAGGGUCAGAUCACUAUGGAGAAAACCCCCAGUUACUUCAUCACCAAAGAAGCCCCUCGCCGCGUCUUCUCCAUGAGCCGCCACACCAAGCUCAUCGUGGUGGUGCGUGACCCUGUAACACGGGCGGUUUCUGAUUACACCCAGACCCUGUCCAAGUCGCCCGGUCUCCCAUCCUUCCAGAACCUCGCUUUUCGCAAUCUCACCACUGGCCUCAUUGAUACAUCUUGGAGCGCAGUACGCAUCGGUAUCUACGCCAAGCAUCUAGAGAACUGGCUACGUUUCUUCUCACUCUCGCGCUUCCUAUUUGUCAGCGGCGAACGCCUGGUGAUGGACCCUGCGGGGGAGAUGGGCAGGGUCCAGGACUUCUUGGGACUCAAACGUGUGGUGACGGAUAAGCACUUCUACUUCAAUCAGACCAAAGGGUUCCCUUGCUUAAAGAAGCCAGAGGGGAGCAGCAGACCACGCUGCCUGGGGAAGUCGAAGGGCAGGCCCCAUCCCCAAAUCUCCUCUGAGGUGCUGCUUCGGCUCAGGGACUUCUACAGGCCAUUCAAUCUGAAGUUCUACCAAAUGACUGGCCACAACUUUGGUUGGGACUGAAUGGCUUCUUACCUAAUGUUCUCUGGAGUUCUUGUUCAGACAGCAACCAAAACCAGACAAGGAUAUUGUUACCAAAGAUCUAAAGCAGUUUUCCAAAGACAUGUCCUACCAACUUUCCUACCAUCUUUGCUUCCAGGUGUGCAACAACCCUGAAUGAAUGAGAGUGUGGCCAUGCUAGCAAAGGUUGUGAGAGUUUUUACUGCCUCAGGUCUGCAUACGCCACGCUAAACAAAUCCUGUGGAAAGAGCCGGUAAUGGCUGCAGCAGCACGAGGAGCGUGGGCCAGAACGAAGCAUACUUCUUCAGACGUUCUGCAGUCGCCGCCUGCGUGCCAAAAGGAUGUUAUGCUUUCAGUGCUGUCCGAAACACUUAGCAGCAGAAGUUCUCCAUUGAAAAUAACAGGAGAAUAGAGCCAGAACUACAAAUAGACGUGCCCGAAGUCAAAGCAAACGUCAGGAGUAACAACGCUCGACAGAAGCACAAUACAAUCAACUGAACAGCAGAAGAACCAAAGACAGUGAGCACCAUUAAUUAUGCAAAACAGAGCAGUCCUAAUCAUUUUAACUGUGAUGAUGAGUGAGUCGUCCUCGCCAUCUGGACAGCAUCAAUAUGAAGACGUUUUCAGGUUGUCCACUCAUGCAACUUCCUUCCUUGAUUGUCUUUUAAAUUCCAAAAUGUUUUAUAAAAUGUUGUAACGGUACAAAAACUGUAAAAAAAAAAAAAAAAAAGCGCUGUAAAUUUGCUGUUAUUUAUGCCCCAGUGUAACAUGAUGUUCUUAACAUCACGCCUCUGUGCUUGUUUUCUACUUCAUUUGAUUGACAUUCAUCUAUCUGUAUAUUCUAAAAGUUUAAUUUAUAAAACGGGAUGGUUGAGAUGUUUCCUCUGACUUUGUAUGUGAAAUUUGGAACUAAAACAUUUAUUUUUUAAAGAAA
Thalassophryne amazonica is the source of this 2462-nucleotide messenger RNA. Its product is annotated as heparan sulfate glucosamine 3-O-sulfotransferase 6. The record is from RefSeq and is a predicted model, not a curated record. NCBI's taxonomy places the organism in Eukaryota, Metazoa, Chordata, Actinopteri, Batrachoidiformes, Batrachoididae. The transcript is spliced from 2 exons. Gene Ontology annotation, molecular function: [heparan sulfate]-glucosamine 3-sulfotransferase activity. The coding region runs from base 419 to 1531 and encodes 370 amino acids.